Closterium sp. Naga37s-1 is the source of this 423-nucleotide messenger RNA. The record is from the annotation of a GenBank genome assembly. NCBI's taxonomy places the organism in Eukaryota, Viridiplantae, Streptophyta, Zygnematophyceae, Desmidiales, Closteriaceae.
AUGUCGACUGGUGACCCCGAGGGUCCAGCUGGCGAGUUCAGCAUCCGUAAGGAUGCGGCCGGCGCGGCCACGAAGCCGCGAUCCGUGCCGUUCAAUCGCAACAAUAAUCUGCUCGAGGCGAAGUCCGACUCGGAGCUGUCGCAGGUGCUGGUCGAAGCGAAGAAGACCAAACGGCCAGUUGUUGUGACGUAUGGCGCCAGCUGGUGCCAUGCGUGCAGCAAGAUGCUUCCCACCUUUUUCAACCUGAGCAACGAGUACUCACGGCCCAUCUUUGUGUACGCUGACGUGGAUAAAUGCACUCAGAUGGCCGAGGACGUUCGCUACACCCCCACCUUCCGUUUUUUCCGCGAGGGCAGUAAAGUGGACGAGUUCUAUGGGGCAGGUCCGCAGAGGCUCCGGGAUAGAGUGUGGCUGCAGUCAUGA